This is a messenger RNA of Nematostella vectensis (starlet sea anemone), 5617 nucleotides long. Its product is annotated as probable RNA-directed DNA polymerase from transposon BS. The coding region runs from base 852 to 3059 and encodes 735 amino acids. Lineage: Eukaryota; Metazoa; Cnidaria; Anthozoa; Actiniaria; Edwardsiidae. The record is from RefSeq and is a predicted model, not a curated record. Gene Ontology annotation, molecular function: catalytic activity. The transcript has 3 exons.
ACCUGCUUUCAACACAUCCCGAACGCACUUUAUGUGUAUCUAAGGAUGUUUACAGGAAAUUGGUUUCUUCUGACUGGAUUACAUCUCAAAAUAAGUACGCAAAAUGGGAUAUUCUGACCAGCUCUCGAGAUGGUUUCUGUGAUCCAUCCGCCUGGAUUUGCAUAAGAGAACAAAGGAGGUUAUCGCCAUCAACGCCUCAAGACAAUGGACACCAAGCCGAAACCAGCGAAGCGAAUUAUUCAACUCGACAACGAGCCAGGACAACUUUGAGCCUAUUCUGCGAAAGUAUACGGUGAUACAAGACCCAAGCAGCCUCUUACAAUCUUACGGUGAAUAAUAUUACUCAUGUAGACUGUGGCAGUAUCAUUUCUUGGCUCUCCUUUCGCACCACAGGAUUCCCGUCUUCAUUUGUCCCAUCAUCUGCCACAGGGUACCCGCCAAAUCGCUGGAAUGCUUCACAUGGGUUCACUUGUUGAUCAUCGGGUGCGCAUGGAAUUCAGUAUCAGGAUUAAACGCGCCAAACGCCCGUGCGCGUAUUAUACUAACAGUACCGCUACUUUCCAUUGUCUCCUCGAAGGAGAUUUAAUCUUCAAACUGAAUCCCGGCCCUUCAAACAAUGGGAGCGCCAAAAAGGAUUGCGCCACCUCCAAGAACAAAGCGUCUCGUCGGACUCCAGCGCCUGUAUGCCCUGUUUACGAUAAAGCAGCAUAUGCAAUCAGAAGCGGUAUGUGUGCGCGACGUGCAAACACACAACUCACGCACGGUGCGCGUCAAUCUCUGGCCUCAACAUUAAAACAUUUCGCUUCGAUUCUCCAUGCAGCUGGACUUGCUCUAAUUGUUUGCUAUCUGAAAUGCCGUUCUUUGGACAGCGGUCUAUAAAUACAUCCGGACCAUCUGAUGGAAACCCUGUGCAUGACGAUUCUCACUUAUGUGCUCUUAAGGAGAGAGAACAUCAACUCAAGAUCAUGCAUAUAAAUACCCAAUGCAUGACUUCCACUUUUGACAGCCUCCUCCACAUGGUCAACCGCUAUUCCCUUGACAUUAUCACUAUGAGCGAAACCUGGUUAAAGGAAAAUAAACUUCUUCUACAGCAUGUAACUAUACCUGGGUAUGUUCAUGCCUUCAACAACAGGGAUAAAAAGAAAGGCGGCGGCGUUGGUGUAUAUGUCAAGGAGUCAAUUGAAUUCAAAAGGAGAACUGAUAUAAAAAGGCGAUAUCCUGCAAUGGAACAUCUCUGGCUGGAAAUCAAGGGACGCAACAGGCACAGUAAUUUGCUGUUGGGUGUAGUCUACAGGUCUGGAGCUAUUAUGACAUACUCUGACUGGUUAGACACCUUCGAGUCACUCUUAUCCGAUCUGUCCAUCUCCUGGCAUGGGAUGCUGUUAGUCACUGGAGACGUUAAUGUGGACCUCUUCCGCCCAUCGGAAUGCUAUGUGCGCAAGUAUAUGGACGUGCUGGAAUCCUUGAAUUUAACGCAGCUUGUUACCAAGGCAACACGCACUACUCUACACUCUGAGACACUAAUCGACCAUAUGAUUACGGACUUGCCUAAACAAGUGUCGUACUGUGACGUCCUCCCGUGUCCGCAAAUAGGUGACCAUGAAGCACCCUACGUGUGCAUGAAUAUUCGCGUUACGCGUUUUACCCCCAGAUACAAGUACAUACGCGAUGAGCGCAACUUUGAUGAACAUGCUUUCACAAAUGACAUUGAACAGCUUCCUCUUAGUAUCGUUUAUUCCACUAGCGAUCCCGAGAUGCAGCUCGAAAUGCUUAAUACUUUAUUGCGCGAAUGCAUUGAUCGUCAUGCUCCGCUCAAGCGCACCAAGGUGACGCGACCACCCUCGCCCUGGUUGAAGGAACUUGACAUCCAAAAGCUCCAACAGGAUUGUCGUAACAUGCGCACUGAGGCACGCAAAGAUAAGAGUGAUUCAAUUUGGAACUCUUUCAGGGAGAAACGUAACCAGCUCAAGGCUAUGAUUGGCAAAGCGAAGCGUAAUUUCUAUUACAAAGCACUGUCGUCAGUCAAAGCCAAAGAUGUGUGGAGGGUGAUUCACCGGAUACUCCACCCAAACCCUCAGCCUCUCAGGUUUGACCCUGAUGAACUUAACACACAUUUCGCCUCUACUGCUGAGCGUGUUACUGGUGCCACGCCCACCUCUGCUAAUAACAUCUCGGAUCUUAUCCAGUCUCUACCGGAAGAUCCUGUUUGGGCUUUUACGCUGAAGCCUGUCUCAUGUCUUCAAGUUCUAGCAGCACUCAAGAAAUUAAGAUCAGACUGUUCAUGUGGCCCAGAUGGGAUCCCUGUGACAUUCAUCAAACACGCCGCUGACCAUCUGGCUUCACCAUUGACCCACAUUUUAAAUACCUGUAUCUUGCAAGAGUAUUUUCCAUCCGCCUGGAAAGUGGCUCGUAUAAGCCCUAUACCCAAGCAGUCUGAUGUAAAGGACAGGAAUGACUUACGUCCCAUCUCUAUCUUACCUGUCCUCUCAGAAGUCUAUGAGCGCUUAGUGCUUGGUCAAAUGAGUGACUUUGUCUCCAGUGGUCCUGACAGCAUCUUAAAGGACACUGUUAGUGCAUAUAGGAAAGGUCACAGCACAACAACAAGUCUCCUUGCAAUAAAAGAUGACAUUACUAAAGCAAUGAAGCGUGGGGAAGUAACCUUAGCUGUCUUAGCCGACUUCUCCAAGGCUUUUGACACCGUUGCGUAUGAAGUUGUCUUGAAGAAACUACACCAUCUUGGUUUUUCAAAGUCAUUUUUGAUGUGGGCCACCAGCUAUUUAACAGGACGAAAGCAGUUUGUGCAAAUCGACGACAAGAGCUCUAGAUUGGCGGACGGGUAUUUCGGUGUACCACAGGGAUCAGUGUUGGGCCCCUUAUUAUUCAAUCUAUACGUCAACGAUCUCUCAGAGCAUCUGAGCCUUGUUACAUGCCAUCAGUACGCCAAUGACACCACGUUUUAUGCUUACGCCAAACCUUGUGACAUCAGUGACUGUGAAAGACGCCUGCAUCGGCUGUCGAUCGGCUGUCAUCUUGGUCGAGUGAGUGUAACCUCACUCUAAAUCCCAAAAAAACCAAAACCAUGCUCUUGUCAACAGCACAGAUGGCCCAUCGUCACAAGCUCGUCGAGCGCCAAGUCCAACUCACCGUUGACGGGCAGUCUCUCGAGAGGGUACAGUCCACUUGCCUCCUCGGCUCCGAAGUCCAACAGAACUUAAAGUGGAACAAUGACAUUAAAACAAAAAUUAGUUCCUGUUAUUCCACUUUGUCUGUUCUCGGAAAACUAAAGAACCUAUCUCCUUUCCACGUGAGAAAGCAGCUAGCAGAGACUCUGGUCUUGUCGAGAAACGACUUUAACGAUGUUGUAGCCUACCCUGCGCAGGAUUAUCUCUUAGCGCGCUUACAAAAAGUUCAGCUAGCCGCCGCGGGUUUUGUCACUAAGAGGGUCAAGAGUGCAACAAAAGGCCAUGUGACGUCACGCAACCAGAGAUAACUAGCGACCAAUAUACAGAGGUGUACCCAGCUGAGGGGAUCAGACCAUCGAGACGGGCAAGCGAUGUUUCCCUGGCAACGGAAAAGUCGAGCUAGAAUCCGGUGUGCAAAUGUACAUACGGGACUUGCGCAUCGGAGACCGCAUCAAGACCGUGGGCUCAAGUGGUGACGUAAUUUAUAGCGAUGUCAUAGCCUUCCUCCACAAGAACACUACCAUAGUAGUUGAGUUUGUUGCACUGCAUUUAACCGGUGAACACCGCAUUAUUAUUUCAGCUAAGCAUUUGAUUUUUGUCUCUAAAAAUGGCAAUUCUACUAGCGAGGCUAUAUUUGCCGACAGAGUUCACGUUGAUGACACCGUGUACGUAUUAGAGGGGGGUAAGCUAGUGGUUAAGAAAGUAGUCCGUGUUGCUAUGGUUACAGAGAGUGGCAUAUAUGCACCGCUGACCCGGGAAGGUACCCUAGUUGUCAAUGGAGUAUUUGCCUCUUGCUAUGCACACUGGGAGUCGCACCAAAUCGCUCACGGUGUCAUGCUACCGCUCAGGGCCUGGUACGACUUGUGGAACUUUUUUGGCCAUUCUUUUUCUGUUUUCGACAUGCAAAAUUCUGUUACCGGGAAUGAAAUUCACUGGUACGCAUAUGCUCUAAUGAAGGCUAGAUUUGCAUUACCUAAUAAUUUGGCGUCAUUUCUUGGGGCGUAACGCACAGUGACGUUAAGGCACACAUUACGGGACUUGCGCUAAGAGAUCACGUGACCUUUCUAGGUGGCAAAUUCGCGCCAAAAUAAUCCAUAUCAGUCAAUCUUGUUUUAAAAACUGUCGUUUUUCUAGCUUGCUCGGUCAUUUCCUUAUUAGGCAUUACAUACCAUAUUUGGGAGUCCGCUUCAAUCAUUUUUUCGCUAUUUUUAUCGCUCUAGAGCUUUGUAAAACGCGAAUUUCCACGUAAACUUGCAGGAAUUCGUGUUUACUACGGUUUUACUUGCAACUAUCUUGGAAAUGGAGCCUAGUCCCUAACGUUUUGGAAUAUCACAGAUCUCCCUCGCGCUCGCCCCUCUUUUAGACCAUUUAGAAAAACGACAGCCAUUGAUUGAUAUGACAGAAAAGACUGCGCCCGUCACUCCAGAAAACGACGAAAAAAUACAAUCUUUAAAUGAAAAUUAACAAGCGCGAAAUAAGUUGCUUUUUGUUGCUGUUAUUUUGCCGCUAAAAGCCUGAGCGCGCGCUAGUUUUCCACCCAAAAAGUCACGUGAUCUCUUAGCGCAAGUCUCAGGUAAUAAAGUCACAAGAAUCACAAUUGAAAUCUGUAUUGCAAAGAAAAAGGAUACGGUACUGAUCAGGGGCUCGUCUGCGUCUCGGUAAUAAUGUAUUAUACAAUGAAGUGAAACUUUUUUUUCUUACGCGGAGAGGAUGUAAUAUAUCGCAUGUAAAAACACGUCGCGCAUUUACACGCCUCGUAGUUAAAUGUAGUUUAGCCUGCCGGGGUAGCCUGGGUACCAGGGGCUUCAGCUUCACUCGUUUACUGACACGUGACACGCCGGUCUUGGCUCUAGUACCCAGGGUAGCUCUUAUUCGGGGUUAUUCGCAGGCGCGCCCCCCCCCCCCCCUCCUUGGCGUACAAAAGUGGGUCAUUUCAAGAUACAUAUGAUUGUGUACCCCCCCUCUCAGCCAAUCCUGAGUACGCGCCUGAUUCGGAAAUGUUUUGAUUUCGAGUAUUGGGAACUCUGUGGCGCCAAUCACUUCCGAAUAAGCCCAAACGAGAGCCGGCUAGCGGGUUACACGUAGUUCAAAUGUUUCUACAGCUUGUCUGUAGUCUUCCUUCCAGCGCGGCCGCGGAGCUCCAUGGGUAUAGAAAUAUGGUACAGCUUGUCUGUAGUCUUUCUGGUUAUACCAGAAAAAUAAAAAAGGCGUUCAUUUUGUUGUCGUUAUACUGUCAUCAUCAAAAUUUAAGAUAUAAUAAUCAUGCUAUCAUCGAUCCUACAAAAGAAACUGUAAACUUGUUGUAAACUGUAAACUAGAUGAAAGUACUGGAAAUGAUGCUCUAUUCGGUUUUCUAUUCGGCUCAACGCUGCGAAAUAAAAUUUAAAUCUUAUUUUUAACUGUUCAAAGUUUCAAAAUUAAAGAAAUAAACACCA